Molecule: messenger RNA, 411 nt
Organism: Cooperia oncophora
Lineage: Eukaryota; Metazoa; Nematoda; Chromadorea; Rhabditida; Trichostrongylidae
Source: the annotation of a GenBank genome assembly
AUGUACAACAUACCGCCACCGUACAACUACUGCCAACAGUCACCUUGCUACUCCGAUGGGGACGAUCGAAUUUAUAAAAGACGACGAAACGAAAUCAGUGGUAGACAAAGAAUUGCAGCGAAUGAACGAGAGAGGAAGAGGAUGAAUAGCAUCAAUCGCGGUUUCGACUAUCUCCGACAAAGGCUGCCGAACAACACGCACGAAAAGAAACUAUCUAAGGUGGAUACUCUGAGAGGCGCCAUGGAAUACAUCCGAAAACUACAGGCAACUCGUCUCUCUAUAUGGUAUCAUGGCGGCGAACCCCACAGAAGUAUGGUGAAAUUCAUGAAACGCCUCGAGGACAGGUCGUCUAUCAGAAAGACGUCUGGGUGCCUGGGACUCAAUGAAGAAAAAGACAUCUGGCGAAUAUAA